Molecule: messenger RNA, 885 nt
Organism: Myotis daubentonii (Daubenton's bat)
Lineage: Eukaryota; Metazoa; Chordata; Mammalia; Chiroptera; Vespertilionidae
Gene: OTUD6A
Product: OTU deubiquitinase 6A
Biological process (GO): protein K33-linked deubiquitination; protein K27-linked deubiquitination; protein K11-linked deubiquitination
Molecular function (GO): cysteine-type deubiquitinase activity
Source: RefSeq, a predicted model, not a curated record
AUGGAAGAUCUGCAGCUUGAGUAUGAGCGGCUGAAGCGUCGCCACCUCCGCGAGAAAAAAGAGCUGCAGGACCGCAUCCAGGCCAUGAAGAACUCGGUCCCUAAGAACGACAAGAAGAAAAGAAAGCAGUUGCUCCUUGACGUGGCCCGCCUUGAGGCCGAAAUGGAGCAGAGACAACAGCGGGAGCUGGAGAAGUACACAGAGCUUCCCCCUGCUAGCAGCAAUCUCGAUUCCGUCAGUGAGGGUCUGGCCAAGAUGAAUCUUGAGAACUGUCCUCCUUGCCUCUCGAGGGCCCAGAGAAGGCGCGAAAGAAGGGCGGCGCUCCAGAGAGAGCGCCAGAAGAUGGCGGCUGCCGCCGAGGCGGGGUACCUGGCCAGCUGUCGCCGCGACGAGGAGGAGAAGCUAGCGGUCAUCCUGGCGGCCAAGAACCUGGAGAUGAAGGAGAUCCCGGCCGACAGCCACUGCAUGUACCGCGCCAUCCAAGACCAGUUGUGGUUCUCCGUGACCGUGGAGAACCUGCGGGGCCGCACCGCCAACUACCUGCGGAAGCACGUCGACGAAUUCCUGCCCUUCUUCAGCGACCCCGAAACCGGCGAUGUCUACACCCGCGACGACUUCUUCAACUACUGCGACGACAUCGUGCACAACGCACCGUGGGGAGGCCAACUCGAGCUGAGGGCCCUGUCGCACGUCCUGCAGUGCCCCAUCGAGGUGAUCCAGAUGGAGUCGCCCGUCCUCCUCUUCGGGGAGGAGUACACCAAGAAGCCGCUCACCCUCGUCUACAGGCGCUACACCUCCAGCUUUGGCGGGGAGCACUACGACUCGGUGAUGCCGGCCCAAGCCCAAGCCGGCGCCGUGGGGGGCGUCGCCUCGUGGUUCUUGUAG